This is a messenger RNA of Brenthis ino (lesser marbled fritillary), 360 nucleotides long. Lineage: Eukaryota; Metazoa; Arthropoda; Insecta; Lepidoptera; Nymphalidae. The record is from the annotation of a GenBank genome assembly.
AUGACAAUCUUGUUCACAAUUGUAUUUUCCAAAUUGAGAAAUCUCAGGCUUUCCAUACAGCACAGGGCAGUUCUAGCGGUGUACAAACACGGGGAUUACAACAGGGAUUUUAAUGCAGAGAAUUAUUUCAGUGAACGGAACCAAUUUGCCGAAAACGAAAACAGGAAAAAAUAUCGGAAUGUAAAAGGAAAGGCGCCUCACGGCUUGGGAAGUACAUGCAUUAAGAACAUCCGAACAAAAUGCCACAACAGGGCCGGUGAGGGCAUCCGCCGAGUCAGUUUUCACGCGCGGCUGAAGCUAUUAAUAUUCAAAUUGGUGCGAUCUGUCGCCGCUCCACGGACGAGUGUGGACGCGCCGCUA